Molecule: messenger RNA, 1402 nt
Organism: Pistacia vera
Lineage: Eukaryota; Viridiplantae; Streptophyta; Magnoliopsida; Sapindales; Anacardiaceae
Exons: 2
Coding region: 202-1122 (306 amino acids)
Source: RefSeq, a predicted model, not a curated record
AUAGAGAGAAGGAUAGGGAUUGAGAGAGUGGAAAAAAGCAGUCUCUCUUCUUCGGAUCUCUCAAGAGAGAUCAUAUAAAAUAGAGUAAUAAAUUAAUUUACCCUACCCUUUUCUCUUAUGUAUAUAUCCACCAUUCUUCUUUUGUACUAUAUACAGUGAUUUUCUCUUGAGGAGCUUUUUCCUUGCAUUUUUUAGGAAACUAUGAACGAACAUCGAGCAUUUUCUUCUCCAGAAUUAGUACCUGAUAAUUCUUCAAGUCGGCUGGAGGAUCAUAGCUUAGAAGGUAUUGCUGCCAAUGUAAAGUUGCUGCUGAAACUAAUUCAAGAUCAUAAUGAGGCAAGUACAAAAAAUCAAGAUGACCGGAAAACGCAGAGAGUAGCAGGCAUGAUAACUAUUAUAGAUGAUGUUAAAACAAGAAUACAAAAAUCUCAAUCUGUUAGAAGAACUGCUGAGCUUUGGCGAUGCUUCACGGAUUUGAAGCCUAACCAUCCCCCGAAAGAAACAAAGACUAGUGAACUUCCAAACGAUGAAAAAGACAAAUUGAGAAGACAGCUUACAGCGAGCUUGGCAGCUCGAAAGAGCCUAGAAGUUAUGUGUUCAAGCUUAGGAAAGGAGAAGCAGAUUAUGGCCUCGGAGCUGGCAAAAAAGGUUCAUGAAUUGAGUGAAUUGGAGGAACAUGUCAGUGACCUUAAAGCUCAGAAUGACACAUUGCUGGCAAAAGUACAACAAUAUGCAGCUGAGCACAAAGAGAAGAAGAGUAAUGGAGUGGAGAUACAGGGAAAUGCAGCGCUGCAAGAGCGUACUAAGGCACUCUCGGAGCAACUUUUAAAGUCACUUGACGGGUAUAAAUCCUUGAAGAGGAAAUACCAAGAUGCAAAAGAAGAAAACGUAGCAAUGAGAGCAACAAUGGAGGAAAUGGGGUUUGAGGUAGCAGCUGGGGUAGAUCAAGUAAAGGGAUUGAGGCAACGAAUAGCCACUAAGGAAGAACCAGUCAACAUUGAAGCUGAAAUUUCGGCAUUAGAGACUAUGUUUAAGGGUUUCAAUAUGAAGAUUGGAAAGCAUAUAAAAAACAAGAGUGAGAGUAGUAAAUCCAGAGCUCAGGCCAGUGGCAGGAAGCCUUAAUUCUUUUGCUUGCAUGAGAAGAAAGAGUUUUGCUUUUGAUUCUUGAUGGUGAUGGGGAAGCAAAAACUAUAUGCAUUUCAUAAUCAUAUAUAAGAGGAGAAGCAGUCUAAUGUGUCAAAAGUAGAAAUGAUUAGUGGCAUUACAACUUAUUGGAACACUUACAGUUCACUAGCUCUGAUUUCUAGCUAUAGCUUAACACAUACUGUCUUCUAAGGUUGUAUAGUUCCGUUACUUUUUCCUAUCACUUCUGGAAUUAUAUAAAGAUGUAUUUGAUGUUAUU